AAGUUCAUUUCCUAAAUCCCACAGAACAAAUGUACCCAAACGCUCUCUAUCUCUAUCUCUAUCACGCUCACGCUCACGGAGCUUCUUGACCUUUAAGCGGACCGAGCUGACCAAUUAGAAGCUGCCAGAGCAUAAGGGAUAACGGACACUUCAUAGCAGCUCUCCGAUCUAUUUGGGAUUUGAUCAUAUCUUAGCAAGAGAGGCCGGUAGAUUUCAGACGCCACUCCGUUUCUAGGGCUUAUCGGAAAUUUUGAAUUUGAAAUUCAUCAUCGUUUUCUCACUAUAUAUAUUAGUAGUCUCCGGAAGGUUGGACGGUGUCUCUCGCACUCCGUUCCAAUUUCCUGGUGAAAUUUGCCGGUGCUUUCCAUCAAAUUUUUUCUGCGAUUGAGUUUUUCUUUGCUUGUACUCCACGAAUUCUCCAGUUUAAGGGAAAUUUGGAUACUCCGGAGAAAGGCGAAGGGAACAACAGCAGGGAAGAAGGGCGUAAGACUGAUAGCAGAAAUCGAAAGGCAAUGGCGACUAUGGUGGAGCCUCCGAAUGGGAUCAAGCCUCAAGGGAAGCAUUGUUUCCGGCUGUGGCAGACAUUGUUUGAGAUCGACACCAAAUAUGUUCCGACCAAACCCGUAGGCAAAGGAUCCUAUGGGAUCGUCUGCUCUUCCUUUAACACAGAAACAAAUGAGAUAGUUGCCAUUAAGAAGAUCAAAAAUGUGUUUGAGAGUCAGACUGAUGCACUGAGGAUGUUGAGGGAGAUGAUCCUGUUGAGGCACAUCAAGCACGAAAAUGUAAUUGCUUUGAAGGAUGUUAUGAUGCCGACCCACCGGAAAAGCUUCAUGGAUGUUUAUCUUGUUUAUGAACUCAUGGAUACCGAUCUGCAUCGCGUCCUUAGGUCCUCUCAACCUCUUUCCCGUGACCACUGCCAGUUUUUUCUUUGUCAGCUGCUUCGGGGGCUGCGGUAUCUUCACUCAGCAAAUAUUCUUCAUCGUGACCUAAAGCCAGGCAACCUCCUCAUCAAUGCGAACUGCGACCUGAAGAUAUGUGAUUUUGGACUAGCGCGUACCAGCAGAGGUGAGGAAGAGUUCAUGACGGAGUACGUUGUCACCCGAUGGUACCGUGCUCCAGAGCUUCUCCUCGGCUCUGAUACUUACGGAGCAUCCAUUGACGUCUGGUCUGUUGGAUGUAUUUUUGCUGAAAUCCUUGGCCGGAAGCCUAUCUUCCCUGGAACCGAUUGCCUUGACCAGCUUAAACUAAUAAUCAGUGUUCUUGGGAGUCGGCAGGAAGCUGAUCUAGCAUUCAUUGAUAACCCAAAAGCCAGGACAUUCAUCAGUUCAUUACCUUAUACGAGAGGAAUCCCAUUUGUGCAGUUGUAUCCGGAGGCGGAUCCUCUAGCGAUAGAUUUGUUAGAGAGAAUGCUUGUGUUUGAUCCGUCAAAGAGGAUUACUGCUGCAGAAGCUCUCCAACACCCAUAUAUGUCAGACUUGUACGAUUCGAGUUGCGAUCAUCCAGCACCUACCCCACUCGAUCUUGAGAUAAAUGAAAAUUUGGAGGAGCGGGCUAUGAGGGAGAUGAUGUGGAGAGAGAUGCUUCACUACCAUCCUGAGGUUGCUGCCGUUGGUAGUAGUUGACAGGUUUUGAUAGUCUUCGUUAGCUUUUUUUUUUUACCAUCGAUGCGGUUUCUCUUAACUUGUAAAAAGUAUUGUUGAAAUUUUUAUGCAGUUUAGAAGUUGAUUUCUUUUAUGUACUCUGAUGAUGUACAGAUCCUCAAGAAAUGCUGUUUUGAUGUUAGUUUUU
Malania oleifera is the source of this 1788-nucleotide messenger RNA. RefSeq names its product mitogen-activated protein kinase homolog NTF3-like. Gene Ontology annotation, biological process: protein phosphorylation; intracellular signal transduction. Gene Ontology annotation, cellular component: nucleus; cytoplasm. Lineage: Eukaryota; Viridiplantae; Streptophyta; Magnoliopsida; Santalales; Ximeniaceae. The transcript is spliced from 4 exons. The record is from RefSeq and is a predicted model, not a curated record. The coding region runs from base 513 to 1622 and encodes 369 amino acids. Gene Ontology annotation, molecular function: MAP kinase activity; ATP binding.